This is a messenger RNA of Blastocystis hominis, 324 nucleotides long. RefSeq lists its product as hypothetical. The transcript has 4 exons. Gene Ontology annotation, cellular component: U2-type spliceosomal complex; post-mRNA release spliceosomal complex. The record is from RefSeq and is a predicted model, not a curated record. Bases 1 to 324 code for a protein of 107 amino acids. NCBI's taxonomy places the organism in Eukaryota, Bigyra, Opalinata, Blastocystidae.
AUGGAUAGUGUGGAGGAAAGAAAAAAGAGGAUUGAAGAGCUGAAGCGUAAGAAGGCCGCAUUGCUUGCUCAAGGGAAGACUGCUGAGAGUACAAAGCCAACAAAUUAUACUCCACGAGAUGAAAAUUUGAAAAAGAACGUAGAUAGCGUUAUUGUCGAUACAAAGCCUCUUUCCUAUGAGGAAGAUUUGAAAGAUGCAAGCAAGAUGCCCGGAAAGUCUGAUGAACUGAACUUGGCUCCGAAGAAGCCAAAUUGGGAUUUAAAGCGUGGUAUCGAGCACAAAUUAGAUAUUCUGGAAAAGAGAACCACGAAAGAGAAAAAAUAG